UUCAUGAAGACAUCCUCCUCCCUCCCCUUUUCAAUAAUAAAAAAAAAUUAAUUUACCCCCUCUUUCAAGGCUGCGGCACUGGAAAACAAGCAAUUUGGAUAGCUGUAGAAAAUGCACGUUUUAAUCCUAGCUCAAUUGAACAAUUCUCCCCCACCACCAACCAUGACACCAUCAGCCAAACCACCACCACCUCAUUCACAACAGAAACCCCCAAAGAAUGUGCCAAAUUUUGUUCAAACACAAUAACCACUUUCUUUGACAAUUUUGGACGUCGACGCCGUUGCAAUGCUUUUUCCUUUAAUGAAAAUGAAAAAUUAUGUCAACUUGCCUAUUCAAAUGUUGAGUUUCCGUCGAUGCUGGUUCAAACAACAGAAGCUGAUUUUGUACAGAGAGCGUUCAGGAGGCUUUGUUAUGGUGGUAAGAGAGCUUUUUUGAAGCGUUAAGAGCUGAAAAUAUUACAAAAUGUCCAGAACCCAAAAAUAUUACAAAAUGUCCAGAACCCAAAAAUAUUACAAAAUGUCCAGACCCCAAAAAUAUUGCAAAACGCCCAGAACCUAAAAAUAUUUCAAAACGUCCCAACCUCUAAAAAAAUUUCAAAACCCCCCAAAAUUCAAUUAAUCCCCUUUUAGCAAACUUUUCCCCCUUCUCUGGCUGCUCCGACUUUUUAUCGUUUAUGGACUACAAACUAAACGACGUUGCGAUAUCACCCAAAGAAUUAUAUGAUGGUUUACCACAAAAUAUACAAGGAUUGUCUGCUUGUAUUGAAUUGUGUGUUUUGGCUAAUGAUUUUAAUUGUUUGAGUGGAUUUUUUGACACUCUAAAAGGCAGAUGUUUACUUUAUAAUGUCAAUAGCCUAAGUAAUCCUAGUGCUUUUUGUAAACACAAUGGGAAUGGACACCAAUUAUAUUUUGAGAAUGGAUGUGCUGAAUCACACAAAGAUGUCUCAGAAUAG
Molecule: messenger RNA, 952 nt
Organism: Meloidogyne enterolobii
Lineage: Eukaryota; Metazoa; Nematoda; Chromadorea; Rhabditida; Meloidogynidae
Source: the annotation of a GenBank genome assembly